Puccinia triticina is the source of this 843-nucleotide messenger RNA. RefSeq lists its product as uncharacterized. The record is from RefSeq and is a predicted model, not a curated record. Lineage: Eukaryota; Fungi; Basidiomycota; Pucciniomycetes; Pucciniales; Pucciniaceae. Bases 1 to 843 code for a protein of 280 amino acids. The transcript is spliced from 6 exons.
AUGGCCUCCCGGAACAAACGAGUAAUGAAGGAGAUCCAGGACUGUCAGAAGGAAGCUGCCUCCACCCAAAUCAACAUUCAAAUGAUCGGCGAAGAUCUCUCGAAGUUGCGUGGUCAGUUUCCUGGGCCUGCAAACAGCCCAUACGAAGGCGGCACAUUUGAAGUGGCUAUUGAGGUCCCUCCGAGGUAUCCUUUUGAACCGUUGAAGAUGAAGUUCAUCACCAAAGUCUACCAUCCCAACGUCUCCUCCCAAUCUGGCGCGAUCUGUCUCGAUAUUCUUAAGGACGCCUGGUCCCCCGUCUUAACCCUCAAAACCACUCUCGUCAGCCUCCAGAGUCUGUUGUGUAGUCCUGAACCUAACGAUCCUCAAGAUGCUGAGGUUGCCAAGGUCUAUUUAUCUGAUCGAUCAGUUUAUGAGAGGACAGCCCGUUAUUGGACCGAAAUGUACGCGUCUGGCGGGGCAAAAUCAGGCGGGGGAAAGUCCAGCGGGGGCAAGCAGGGGACGUCUUCGUCAAGCGAGCCACGACCGGCCUCAUCCACGACGCCACAAGCGACAGUAGCCAGCGCGGCAAAGUCUUCCUCGACAGUGUUACCGGGGUCAGCGCGAACGAGGCCGAGCGCGCCCGAGGUCGAGGUACGCACCCUAUCGAGCGACAUGGAGGAUCAGAUCAUGUGCUUCGGCUUGGAUCGGGCCACGGUCACUCGCUUCCAGACGAUGGGCUUCUCGCCUGACCUCGUCAUCAAGGUCCUCAUCGACCUCAAGUACCAACCCCCUUACGUUAACAACGACAAUCUCCAGAUCCCUGAUGAUGAGGUCUUGGAGGCUUUGUUGCUGGUCCAAUAG